AUGCCCUCCUACUUUGGCCAUUUUGUCUACCGGCAAUGGGUGCUCAAUGUUCCCAAACCCACUGCUUCAUUUGCUUCCAAAUACGCCAUCGUCACUGGCGGUAAUUCAGGGCUGGGAAAAGAAUCUGCCAAACACCUUGUUCGCCUCGGGGCUAGCAAAGUGAUCAUUGCCUGCCGUAACAAAUCUAAGGGCGAGCAAGCAAAGCUUGACAUCCUAUCUGCGUUGGGAUGCAGUGAAGGCGUGCUCGAAGUCUGGGAACUCGAUAUUGAGUCCGCCACCUCAGUCAAGGCGUUUGUCGACCGUGCCGAAAAGCUCCCCCGGUUAGACGUGUUGCUCAAUAAUGCUGGAGUCUCGACUGUGCACUACAGCCGUUCUUAUGGGACAGAGCAGGCUGUAGGUGUGAAUGUCAUUGGCACAAUGUUGCUUGCAAUUCAACUUGUUCCUAAGUUGAAGGAAACUGCAAAGGCAUUCGGGGGGCCGCCGCAUAUGACUUUUACAGAGUCGGCUUUGUAUAGGCUUGCAAAGUACCCUGAUAAUCCUGGCGACGACAUUUUUGCCUAUAUGGGUGACGAGAAGAAUGUGAUUAUGGCGAGUCAAAACCAAUAUCACAUUUCGAAGCUCAUGCUUAACUGGGCAAUCAUCAGACUAUCUUCGAUCGUUGAUCCGCUCAAAUCUCAAGAUCCAAACCCCAUUGUCAUCAACUCCGUCGAUCCAAUGUUCUGCAAAACUGGGAUCGCCAGGGAGCUUCCUUUUCAAAUCAAAUUGAUGUUCAAAGGGUUUGAAUUUGUCUUUGCUCGCCCAGCAGAGGAAGGAGCCAGAAGGAUAGUGACAGCUGCUUCUUCCGGAAGAGAGACACAUGGCCAAUAUCUACAGUCAGAUGGACAGCUAAUAUACGAAGAUAUAGUCACAAGCGAUGAGGGUGUCAAAAGAGGCAACUAUGUUUGGGAACUGCUAUGCAAAAAGCUGGAAAAGUUGCAACCUGGCAUCAUGGCCAACCUGCGCGCUGUUUAA
Molecule: messenger RNA, 1011 nt
Organism: Talaromyces atroroseus
Lineage: Eukaryota; Fungi; Ascomycota; Eurotiomycetes; Eurotiales; Trichocomaceae
Exons: 2
Coding region: 1-1011 (336 amino acids)
Source: RefSeq, a predicted model, not a curated record